CAACACCAAACGUCACGCCGCGCCCCCCAUCGCACGCCAUCCCACGUAAUUGCCAAUUUGCACCGGCCCGCCCUUCCCUCCCACGCUCUUCAAACGCCGACCUCCGACGCCGCCCACCACCAGCCCUGCCACCCGCUUUUUCACUACUUGCCUGUGCUACACGCUCUCUGCGGCAUUAAUUCCCGCCAUACAAACGCCCUUCCCCAUCACCGUCGCACUGGCCGAGUCACUGCCCUGCUAUCACCAGCCUGAACUCACCGCUCACCUUGCUGCCUAGACGCCAUGCAGCCGCACCACUCUCUCCCCGCCCGCCCUCCGCCCGCAACUCACUCGAUCUCGCCUUCGAGACCUAACAACAGUAACAACAGCACAGGCGCGCGAGCCCAGGGCAGUUCCACCAUGUUUUCUGGAUUCACACCGCGCUCGGUAGCAGCCCAUGCGCCCCCUCAACCAUCUGCUGCCGCCGCAAACUUCUCGCAAGCCACAGUGAGCGCUCCAUACCAAGCACCCGCUUACCCGACCAGCAAUGCUUACAACAACUACUCGUACCCAGCCUAUGCAUCGGGGGCUCCUGCUUCCGCCUACUCAGCUGCUCCUUCCGUGAACCGCGGAUAUGGUGGCACGUACGACCCCGAGGAAGAAGCACGCAUUGCAGAGUGGAACAGCGCCUACAACGCGGCCGACGCCAACGCGAAGAAAGGCGCCAAUCCAAGCGUCGCCGCCCGCCCAGAAGCUGCCGCCGCCAACGAGGCCGAGACUGGUCUCACAGCCGACGGAAAACGCAAGACUGUAGUUCGCGAGGGAGGUGGAAAGCAGUGGGAGGACGAGACUCUGCUUGAGUGGAACCCUCUGCACCCCCGACUUUUCAUAGGAAAUCUUGCUGGUGAAGUCACUGAUGAUUCGCUCCUCAAGGCCUUCGCAAAGUACCCCUCACUCUCAAAGGCCCGCGUCGUCCGAGACAAAAAGUCAACCAAGAGCAAGAGUUAUGGCUUCGUCAGUUUUGCCGACACCGACGACUAUUUCCGAGCCGCAAAGGAAAUGAACGGCAAGUACAUUGGCAGUCACCCGGUCCUCAUCAAGCGAGCCACGUCCGAGAUCAAGCCCAUCGCGAAGCGGGAAGACAGGCACAAGCAGCAGGGCAAGAACAAGAACAACAAAAACAAGGACAACAAGGACAAGCCCGGCCCAAGCAGUACUCCCGCCGUCGUCGCAUCUCCUGCCAUGUUCAUACCCCGCGGUGUUCAGAAGAAGAGCAAGUCAAGUGGCCCGAGGGUGUUGGGUUGAGGUAUCAUGGCAUUUCUGCACCAGAUGCUCAAACGGAUCAUGCCGGCAACCGCAAUUGCCGCUAGCAAUGCUAUCAUUGACCUUGCGUCAAAUAGCCCCAAAGGUUAGUUGACUCUCUCGGUCGCU
Molecule: messenger RNA, 1410 nt
Organism: Bipolaris sorokiniana ND90Pr
Lineage: Eukaryota; Fungi; Ascomycota; Dothideomycetes; Pleosporales; Pleosporaceae
Exons: 1
Coding region: 283-1284 (333 amino acids)
Molecular function (GO): mRNA binding
Source: RefSeq, a predicted model, not a curated record